This is a messenger RNA of Colletotrichum orchidophilum, 1332 nucleotides long. RefSeq lists its product as uncharacterized. The record is from RefSeq and is a predicted model, not a curated record. Gene Ontology annotation, biological process: transmembrane transport. Gene Ontology annotation, molecular function: transmembrane transporter activity. The transcript is spliced from 6 exons. Gene Ontology annotation, cellular component: fungal-type vacuole membrane. Bases 1 to 1332 code for a protein of 443 amino acids. Lineage: Eukaryota; Fungi; Ascomycota; Sordariomycetes; Glomerellales; Glomerellaceae.
AUGUGGGAUGUCGCGGAUAUAGUCGCACACUUCAUGUUGGUAACCCCUACAAUCAUGAUGCAAACCAGAUCUGACCCUGAACAGGUUGAAUGUAGAGGCGACGACGCCCGCCACAACGAUGGCAGCGAGCACACCGUCGCGGGCUGGCUCACCGUGGCCGGGUCGUUCCUUGUCUACUUCGUGUCCUUUGGGUACAUGAACAGCUUUGGGUUCUUUCAAGACUACUACCUCGAGCAUAGCCUGGCCGGGUACCCGACCUCCGUCAUCGCGAUCAUAGGGUCCCUCCAGCUCGGCCUCAUGAACCUGAUUCAGCCCAUCGCUGGUGGCCUCGCCGACUCGUACAGCCCGAGCAUCCUCUACGCUGUCGCGGCCGUCGGGGCGAUUGUCUCGAGCAUCGGCGUCUCGUUUGCCCAGCCGGGCCAGAUUUGGCAGUUCAUCCUUGCUCAGGGCGUCAUCUUCGGAUCGACCGCCGUAUUCGGCACGGCGGUCUCCUUACCCCUCGCAAGCCAACAUUUCACAAGGCGACGCGCAUUGGCCAUUGGCAUUGUCGCCAGCGGGAGCAGCGCUGGAGGCGUCUGUCUUCCCAUCAUGUUCUCUCGCCUCGUGCCGCAAAUCGGCUUUGGCUGGUCUCUGCGGAUCGCCGCGCUGGUUGCUCUAGUUUGUUAUGGCAUCGCCAUACUCAUUUCGCGGCCCAAGCUGCCCCGAAAGCCCGUCAAGUCCAUCUGGUCGAUUGCGGACUUCAAUGGCUUUCGCGACCCCCGAUAUUCCACGUUGGCGCUUGCUAAUGUGGUUGGCAAUUUUGGCCUCUAUGUGCCUUUCUACUACCUAGAGCCGUACAUCGCGGUUCACCACCCAGGAGCCGCGGUGAGGAACUACCUUCUCCCGCUUAUCAACGGAUCAAGUUUCUUCGGUCGAGUGAUUGGCGGAUACGUUGCUGAUCACACUGGUGGAUUGAACCUCCGCUAUCCAUUGACGGCAAUUUCGGGCAUACUCUGCCUCACCUUGUGGCUCUUAUCCACAAGCGUCAGCAUGAUCAUAGCUUUCGCCUGCUUAUACGGCUUCUGCUCGGGUAUUUUCAUCAGCGUCACGCCGUCCGUAACCGUCAGACUGUCGCCAAAAGACAAGAUUGGGGCCCGGCUGGGUGCUUUUUCUAUCUGGAGUGCAAUCGGAGUCUUUACCGGCACGCCCAUUGGCGGGGCCUUCGUCCGGCGAGGCACGCCAGAAGAGUAUCAGCACCUGAUCAUUUUCACGGGUAUGUGCCUGACUGCUUCUGCUGUUUUGCAGUUUGUAGCUCGCGUCCUCUGCGAUAGAGAUCUGCGCAAGAAGUGGUAG